Messenger RNA from Striga hermonthica, 643 nucleotides. Lineage: Eukaryota; Viridiplantae; Streptophyta; Magnoliopsida; Lamiales; Orobanchaceae. The record is from the annotation of a GenBank genome assembly.
UCUUUAUGUUCAUGUUAUGCCAUUUAAAGUUCGAUUGUUCGACAGUUGUUGCCGGACGGCCGGCAAGGCCCGGCCGUGGCCGCGCUGCCCGCACGCAGCGGUAGUAGUGCGCCGGCAGUCAGUGAUGCGUAAGUGGGUUUUGACCCCCGAUGACAAGAAGGGCCGAGAGCCAAGACAACCCGAGGAGGCUGAAAAUAGGGCCAAAACUACGCACGCAUGGCCUAAGAGACGGGUACGAGCUCUGCUGGGCACAACACGCGGGGAGCGGAGACACGGCGCGAACAGAACGGAGGCGGGCGGCGUGCGCGACAAGCGCGCGAUGGGCGAGGACGCGCCAAACAGCGCGAGAGCAAUUGGCGGGCGCGGUAAGCGCGCGCGUAGAAAGCCAACUCCCAGGAGUCCUAGGCGGGGCAAGAUUAGGCGACACCAGCGGGGGGAUGCACGCGCAGGUGAAGGCGGCACGAACGGGGAGCGCGCCCGGGCGGUGCGCGUGUGGCAGAGGCAAGGCGCGCGAUGCCUCGCGCGCCAAGGAAUAGGGAAACCGUGGGCGGCACGCGAAGGCGGUCCGCGUGAGGCGGUUUUGUGGCGUGCAAAAGACUUGGAAUUGUUUGGAGUGCAAGCCAAGCAAGAUCAAGACAUUCUA